GUGAGCACUGCCUGCCUCGGCGCGACAUAUCCUCACUCCGUCGACAGCCACACACGAGGAGGGAGGAAGUCGGUGCGCCGCGCGGAGGACCGUCACUCGACAUCACUCACUUGCCUUUGACGUCGACCAAGUGCUUCCCGUUUAUUUUCUUUCUUUUUUAUUUGCUCUUUAUUUACUUCUGAGAUCCACGCCAAAGGCUCUAGAAACUUGCUUGCUUCUUUAGACACGAGAAGGACUUACCAACUUCAUGAGAAGUGUAGACUCAUUAUUACCGAAAAGUCACCAACUCGUCUUCAGUCUUCAAGAUGUUCGAAAAAGGUCUUCCGAACAUGCACGUCCUCUUACAGGUGUUUCCACUAGGUGCUUGCCACGUCAUCAUGCGGCCUGGUGUAUGCAGGUAUGAUGACGUCAUGGGGAUUCCCCGCGGUGGCGUUACCUGAGAUGAACCUUCCAGACUCCAAUAUACACUUCAAGGGCGAACAGGCCAGCUGGUUCGCCAGCGUGCCGUUGUUCAUGUGCAUUCCGGGAUCUCUCGUUGGAGGACUCUUGUGCGAGAAGGUCGGGCCCAGGAGACUCCAACUCUUCCUGGCUCCCGUGCUUUGCGUCUCGCUCAUGGUCAUGCACGUGGCGUCCUGGCAGAGCGUGCAGGAGGCAGGCGCGGCAGAGGCGGUUCUUCUGGUCAGCAGGGUUGUCCAGGGCACUAUGGUGGCCUUCUUGUUCUCGGUGAUGUCCGUGUACCCAUGCGAGAUGAGCGACGAGCGGAUGCUGGGGACACUCACGAGCCUCACCGACGCCUGGGCCUCUUUCGGCCUGCUCCUCUGCUACCUUCUGGGACGGUACUUGUCCUGGCCGACGCUGUCCUGGACGUUGCCUCUAGUCACACUCGUGCCUGGAUUCCUCGGCCUCCUGCUGUCCCCGGAAUCCCCCCUGUGGAUGGCACGAAAGGGGAUGGACAACGAAGCCAGGGAGACCCUCACCCGCCUCAGAGGAACGCCCGAGGAAGUCAACGAAGAGCUCCGGGUGGUGCGGAAUACCCGCGAGAAGGACAGCAUCACUUGCAUGGAAUCCCUGCGGCUGGCGGCGAAGGUGGAGAACGUGAAGCCGAUGGCCAUCUCGGCCUGCAUUCUCGUCAUGAAGCAAAUCUCCGGGUCGUCGGCGCUCAUGAUCUACAUCGUCAGGAUCUUCCAGGUGGCGGGCGUCGGCUUUGACCCUCACUUUAGCUCCGCCCUCGUAGGCGUAGCUCGCCUCUGCUGCAACUUCGUGGGCUCGGCCUUGAUCAUGAGGCUGCCCCGGAAGGCCCUGCUGAUCAGCGGCAGCGUCACGACGGCCGUCACCACCACCGCCAUCGCCAUCUUCUUCUACCUUCAGAGCAGAGGCAACGACAUUUCCUCGCUGAGCUGGCUCCCCAUCAUCUCGCUAGUGCUCUUCAUGAUAGGAUACUCGGCGGGGGUCAGCCCUUCGGCGUGGCUCGUGUCUGUCGAGAUCCUCCCGGGUCCUGUUCGGUCUCUGGGCUUCGGCGUCGGUUUAACCUGCUACUCGAUUUCAUCCUUUGUGGUCUCCAAGACCUUCGAGGACGUGGCUGCGGCGUGGGGUCUCUAUGGCCUUUUCUGGUCUUACGCGGCCGGAAGUGUGUCCUAUAUCCUCCUGCUGGUGUUCCUUGUUCCUGAGACCAGGGGACGUUCCCGCCAGGAGAUCGAGGACAUUUGGUAUGGGAAGAAAGAGGAAUCGCUGGUGGAAAAAUCCGUGCCUUGAUUCUGCGCUCAGAGUCAUUGGUACCAGAACCUUGGGGAUAAAAAGUCAAAUGUUAUCCCAAUUCUGAUAACUGUUCAUUAAAGUUACUGUUAUAAUAUUUUCAACUGGUAUUGAUCGUGAUCUCAGACAAGAAUCUUAUAUCUUUUUUUUCUAAACUUGCACCAAGGAGACACGUCGACCCCGCGAAAGCACAGGACAUGAGGCGACCAUCCGAAAGGGCAAAGACCCCAGACUAUUUCAAGAAUUGUGUUAACCUCAGAUGAAACCAAUACCGGUGACUACAGAUCAUAUUUAGAAGUGAGACGACCUCAGGACAUUCCAGGAGUGACGGCUUCAGAGUGACUUUAAAAAAAAUUAGGGAAGAAUGGCGUUAUUUUGCACUUAUUCUGAAAAUUUUCAUCUUACUGAGCCUGAUUUAAUCUCAACGUUGCAUCCUUUUAUAAAGGAAGUGCUUUGUAUUUUGUAUAACCGUUAUAGUACGAAUGGAAAACAUACUUUAUAUGAAUAAAAUAGUAGAAAUGAA
Molecule: messenger RNA, 2275 nt
Organism: Penaeus chinensis
Lineage: Eukaryota; Metazoa; Arthropoda; Malacostraca; Decapoda; Penaeidae
Product: facilitated trehalose transporter Tret1-like
Exons: 4
Coding region: 400-1752 (450 amino acids)
Biological process (GO): transmembrane transport
Cellular component (GO): membrane
Molecular function (GO): transmembrane transporter activity
Source: RefSeq, a predicted model, not a curated record